Messenger RNA from Acanthosepion pharaonis, 966 nucleotides. The record is from the annotation of a GenBank genome assembly. NCBI's taxonomy places the organism in Eukaryota, Metazoa, Mollusca, Cephalopoda, Sepiida, Sepiidae.
AUGUUCCUCACUCGUCACAUCACCUUCAAACCUGACGAGAAUCUGUGGGGUGGCACUUACCGCUACUACCGUGACCCUUAUUGCCGGGAACCAAGUUUCACUUUGGUAGCCGAGGGGAAAUAUGUUGAGAUGAAAUCGACGCCAGCUAUCGGUGGGGCGGUCAAUUACAAGUUUAGUGUGCAACGUCUGAAGAUCACUCCACAGCACAGGAGUAUUAGCGAAAACCUUAACAUGUAUAAUGAUUCUGUGUGCGGCGUUCCUGGGUCUUGGAGAAUUGGAAUGGAACAGGAUGUUACUCCGACCCACGGAUGUACACCGCUCAAUAUCAAACUCCCGAACGUUGUGCCGGAAACACUGAAAACGGUGGUCGAACCCGACAAGAAACUACUCUACAUCGGUCAGCGUGUGGUCUACAGCGGUCCAAAGAGUCGGUACUAUCCAACAUCCUUUCAGCAUCCCCUGAGGAACUGCGAGGGAGUGGCUGUGCAGUCUAAACUAUCUCAACCGUUCGUCUCGAAGUCCUUGUCUUCGGCGCUGGCAUUACCCUCGGUGGAUGCAGGCAGCAUGUGGCAACGCCGGCGUGCUCCGGAGACGAGCGAAGCAAAACCAAUAAUCCAGUUGCUUAACUUCGGAGCCGCACAUUCUUCCGCUGUCGGAACUAAGACGUUUUCCACGAGAGGGCAUCGUGUACUUUCUGUCAUCGCCUCGGCUGCUGCAACGGCUGUUUUUAUGACAAUUGCUUCAUCAGAUCACAUCAGUUUUCCUAACGAUCCGAGACGUUCUCAACGUCUUCGAACCCAUAUUAUAACGUCAUUAUUGUGUCUAAACUAUGCUUGGAAAAACAAAUCUAUCUAUCUAUCUAUCUAUCUAUCUAUCUAUCUAUCUAUCUAUCCGAUGUGGCAUAUACAUAUAAGUAUGCAUAUUGGAAUCCCCAUACCCACACAGACUUACAUGCAUACAUAUUAG